AUGAACGUUUACGUAGACGAAGGAGAGCGUCUAUUGCACAUGUAUCAUAUAUACCAACAGUUCGCUGCGGGAACUCCACAACAAAGGCUACUCGCUGUCACCGAUCACAACAUCUAUGUGAUCAAUCAAAAUAUCGUAUUGGAAGAUUCCGCGCUGCCAGGAAGUUACGAGGAAGGCGGCCAUCGCAAUGUGUUCUACGAAGUUCAUGUUGUUAUCUCGUUACCAACAGUGGAUUACAUUGGAGUAUCGAGAGAUGCUCAGGUCCUCAUUCUUUACGCUAAAAGUGGUCUACCCUUUCGAGUAAAGACCGAAGCAGAGGGAAUCAAAGACAAAACAUGUGCGAUAGCUACAGGCGACGUUCAGCUCGGAAACGCGAUAGUGAAAGCAAUUACCACGGCUGCGGAGAGCGGAAAUCACGAACCGCCCGCUGUUUUUACAGAAAGUACUCCUUACUCUUUGAUACUCAAACGAUAUCUUACGAAAGAGUUGAAUGGAGCGCCGCAUAUCGAAUUGCAACAUUUUGCGCUGGUUUACUGGAAAGAGGUAGUACAACCUAAUUGGUGGAGAAAACCUCCCGCUGAAUGGGUGCAAUCCUAUUUUGUGUUGAAAGGAACCAAAAUGUAUCUGUUUACGGACUCUUCAUGCAAGGAAGGCGAAUUGAUUAUCAAUUUAUGGGAUUGCACUGAAAUCUUGGAGUUAGACGCGAAGAAAGAUUGUCAAUGGGGAUUUGAACUUGUACUUCCAAAUGGGAAUUUACAACUUCAGUGCCCUAGCAAAGAUGAAAUGAUUAAAUGGAUGCGAUUGGUGAAUGAAGCGAUGAACUCCCAGAACGAUGACGAUGCGGCUGCCUGCAUGAUCAUGAUCACCGAAGCACAGUUUGUUGUUGCACAAGAAGGAGAGAAGUGCUACAGUGAUGGAUUUAUACGCACAUUGGUGUCAUUUCCACUUUCCGAUAUCCGCAAGGGUUGGAUAGUACGAACUGAUACACAUAUGGCACUCGUGCUUCGAGUUGACGCCAUGUACCAUUGGUUUUUCUUCCGAUCAGAAACUGAGUUAGAUAGGAUUAUCAAAUCUCUCUCUAUAUAUCCUAUCUCCAUAAUGGAAAUUGAUCAGCAUUCCCAGAGGUGUACUAUGCAGCAUCCGCCACGGCAGAAAUCGAAGCUUUCAUAUGAUAAAGGACGAUGUGUUCCCGUUGGCUGGAAACCUCUUGUUGUUGAUGCUCGCGUAAGAAGCUACAUCUAUGCUAGGGCAAAACGGACAUGUUUGGAAGCAAGAGAUAGAGAAGCCCAAAGGAGAGCAGCAGAGGAGAAACAGCGUGAGAGAGAGAAAAUGAGGGAACGUGUUGACGAAGACUUGGAAGCAUGUGAAGCAGAGCUGGAACGAGUAAAGGCACGUCGAGAUGAAUUAGCAGCUGAAAAGCAUGAAUGUUUCACCAAACUCAAAGCUUGCCUGCAACGAGAGUCCAUGCAGAAAAAGGCGGAUGAUGAGAGAAAAAGAAGAGUA
Molecule: messenger RNA, 1503 nt
Organism: Strongylus vulgaris
Lineage: Eukaryota; Metazoa; Nematoda; Chromadorea; Rhabditida; Strongylidae
Source: the annotation of a GenBank genome assembly